This is a messenger RNA of Phascolarctos cinereus (koala), 570 nucleotides long. RefSeq lists its product as uncharacterized. The record is from RefSeq and is a predicted model, not a curated record. Gene Ontology annotation, molecular function: calcium ion binding. Gene Ontology annotation, cellular component: myosin II complex. NCBI's taxonomy places the organism in Eukaryota, Metazoa, Chordata, Mammalia, Diprotodontia, Phascolarctidae.
AUGGGGUUCUGUCUACUGGACCAGGCAGAAUCUGAGCGGAACCAAGGCUUGGCCCGUUCCCUCCUGAAGCCAAAUCUGAACUCCACCCCUACAACAAAGAAGAUGGAAUCCAAACCUGAACUCACAGAGGACCAGAAACAAGACAUUCGAGAAGUAUUCGAUCUCUUUGAUACAGAUGAAGCAGAGACAACAGAUGUUAAGGAACCCAAGGUGGCAAUGAGAGCUCUGGGCUUCCAACCCCAGAAAGAAGAGAUCGAUAAAAUGAUAGCUGACAUUGAAGAGGAGGGAACGGAAAAAAUCAAUUUCAGUGACUUCAUGUCUGUAGAGACCCAAAAAAUGGGAAAAGAUUCUAAAGAAGAAAUGAUGAAGGUUUUCAGUCUCCUGGAUGAUGAUGAUACCGGGGGGAACAAAAUCUCCUUCAAAAACUUAAAACAUGUGACCAGAGAGCUAGGGGAAAACCUCACCGAUGAGGAACUGCAGAAAAUAAUUGAUGAAACUGAUCAAGAUGGAGAUGGACCAAUCACCGAAAUGGAGUUCUUGUGGAUCAUGGAAAAGAUCAAUCUCUACUGA